AUGACACUGAGUCAAUCGGGAAAGGAUUCAAUUGGGUUAUUGAGUCGCAAAAAUCUAAGUUACUUCUUCGAGAUUUGGCGUCAACAAAUUGAAAAGGAGCCUAUUACAACAUUUCCUGACACUCGAUUCCCGAAUAUCAAAUGCGUGGGAGUGUGGGAUACUGUCGGCUCAGUGUUUAGUGAGAUUGAUGCUUUGAACAUCAAAGAUACCAGUCUCCCAGCGACGGUGAAGGUCGGCCUUCAUACCCUCUCGCUGCAAGAGAAUAGAAAGAUGUUCCUUCCUACCUUAUGGAUGGUCCCGUCUGGAGGACUGAGAGACGGACAAAUUCUCAAACAGUUUUGGUUCCCUGGAGCUCACUCUGAUGUUGGCGGAGGAUACAAACGCCAUGAACUAGCAGAUAUUAGUUUAUAUUGGAUGGCUGGAGAGAUCGAAGACUUCGUCAAUUUAGAUCUCACGUUCUUACGCUCUUUCGCCCAACCUAAUCCCGACCCUUGGGGUACUUCUCAACCACACAACAGCUACAUGGAAUUAGCUCCGAUUUAUCAAUUCUUAGUUGGACAUAAAACGUGUCUCGAAUGUGGCCAAGUUUCAGCAGAGUCGGUGUUCCAUGAAAGCGUCAAGUACUCGCCGCAGAAGCUCGAUGCGUCUGACUAUAUGAUUACGAUGUCUGAUAUUGAGGAAACACUUGGAUCAGGAUUCCAACCUCGAUACUCUCCACUGAACGAAUUCGAGCAAUACUGCAAGGACCAUUGGGGAACAGGGCUACUGGAAGCGCGUCAUGGUGUGGAGAGUCCUGAAGUUCUUUGGUGA
Messenger RNA from Marasmius oreades (fairy-ring Marasmius), 810 nucleotides. RefSeq lists its product as uncharacterized. The coding region runs from base 1 to 810 and encodes 269 amino acids. The record is from RefSeq and is a predicted model, not a curated record. Lineage: Eukaryota; Fungi; Basidiomycota; Agaricomycetes; Agaricales; Marasmiaceae. The transcript has 5 exons.